Solea solea (common sole) is the source of this 3218-nucleotide messenger RNA. RefSeq lists its product as uncharacterized. Lineage: Eukaryota; Metazoa; Chordata; Actinopteri; Pleuronectiformes; Soleidae. The transcript is spliced from 2 exons. The coding region runs from base 281 to 1777 and encodes 498 amino acids. The record is from RefSeq and is a predicted model, not a curated record.
ACUGGUGUCUGCACAAACUAGAUUUCAAGCUUAACCUUCUGAAAAAAAUAAAUAUUAACAAACAGGAUAAAUCCUCUUUGCAGAACCAUUCCACUUAUGACCGCUAACACUAAUCAGCAGAAGAAGGAAAUGAAACCGCUGCAUUAAGCUUUCUGUAACCACAACCAUUGGUUGUUUUUAAGUUUCAUUUUACAAGGAAACAGCAACCUAGGGGCAGAUAAAGCCGAGAUGACAAACACAGUGAUCAGACAUCCGACAGCAGCACCCUAACAAAAGGACAAUGAAGAUUUUAGGAAGAGUCCAGAGUUGCUGCAUCACUCUGUUCCUUGCCCUGACCUCUGUGUCAGCUCUACAAAAGCUCAAUUCAAUCAACGAUUUGAAGAAAGUCAACUUUGGCCAAUCUGUGCCCAAACACAGUCUUCUGCUGCUCCACUGGUUUGCUAAUGUUAUUGAUAUAGACAAUAAUAAUGUCAUACGGUUGACCUUUAAUCCAAAUCAAGGCGAUUAUGGCUCCCAUCAUUAUGGCAACUUUGAGAGAGUGCUGGACCCACUGCCUCCUGGCUACCAAUACUUCACUCUAGGAAAUCUCAAUCAGGGCACAUCACAACUUCCAGAUUAUGUUGUCCACCCUCAGUCAGAAUAUACAGGGAGGAACAUGGACCGAAUAAUAUUCAGAAUCCGGCAACAAAACACAGGAAGGCAAGCGUUGCAGAGAAUAGAUCACGUGUACAUCACACAGCAUUACGAGGCUUCUGAACAGCAGGGGACAAGGUAUGAUCCAGAUCAUACAUACCAGGUCACUACCAACCUCUUACGACAGAUCAGAGAGUUUUCUGUGGGAGAAGACCGACAGCCACUCUUAGAGCUAAGAAAUCGCUUUGGAAGUAACAGUGAUGAUUUCCAGUUAAGGCACAUCAAAAACAUAUGGGGUGACCUUGCUUGCCUUGGACUGCUGUUGUUUAUUGUGAUACAGGAGAAAUACUCCUAUAAACAACCUAAUAAAAAGCCUGAGCGUUCAGCAAGAAGAAACCCACAACCUGAUUUUGUUGUCAACAUCCCAGAAAACAGACAACAUCCAAGGGAUGAUAACACUUAUAACACUUCAAGAUAUGAAAUAUAUCUACAAGAAGAGAGGGAUGAGAUACACCUUGAGGUGACGACCGGAAUUAAUGGAAAAGCCAGGAUUCAUUGGAGCAACAUCCCCCAACAUCGUCUAAAAAAUGGAGUAAUGGUUGUGCUAUUCAAGAACAACAGGGACCGGGAAGCAAGCGGGACGUAUAGGUGCAUUGGGAACAAGGAGUCAGGGAGUUAUGACACCUCAGUACCACUUAAUGAAGGCCUUCAGGUCCGAUUACAUAAGGUGAGACGACGAUUCUGCUUCUGGAAAGUGACUGGAGAGGAGAUUUGCAGAGGUCCCGAGUUUAAGAAUUGCAAAGCAGGUGAAGAAGUCAACAUAGCAGGCUACAACGCAAAGCUCCAGCUCUUUGUAAAAGAUGGCAAGGCUUGUGCUCGCUUAUUUAUCAAGAAGACCUUCCAUGAGUGGAGGUCAGAAUUUAAAAAUUCUUGGGUUGGGUUCUAUGCCUCUGCAGAUAAAGACACAAAUCAAUAUGAAUGGUGGCAGUGGCAAUGGGCAACCAAAUUCAGACCUAGCACUGAUGUUGUUGCCCCAUCUCAUGAUGUCUACGACUAUCACUCGGGUUUGGCAAUUGCCUCUGGAGUCCAAGCACGAUUCAUACUUUCAGGAAACGUUGCAGCAUCCACUCCAAGUUGGAGGUGAUUGUGGACGUGUAAAAAUGUAUCUUUAUUGUAUCAUAGUAGUGGCUUUGUAUUUUGGAUUCUUACUGUUUCUUCUAUAUUGAAAAUUGUGCAUAUAAACCACUAUGUGCACCUGACCCACAGGAGUGUUUUUAUUUUCAUUUCAGGAACACAGAUAAGUCAUUUAUCAGAAAGAUCAUUUCCAAACCUUGUGACAUGCGAACAUCCUGGUUUCUAGCCAGGUCCUGACCAAGCCUAUGAAAAGGCUUUUAUGUUUGUGUAGUAGAGAAAAAUGCUGUUAAUGUGGUGGAACUGGGUUAGCACUCAGCAGGCCAGCACAAGACCAAACACGUCAGAAGAUGAGUCAUCAUGUAAAACUGUAAAUAGUAAUCAAAGGUUCCUCUCCAAAAACGUUUGAAUCCAGAGCAAAUUGUUAAAGACAUCUUUGUCUGUGAGCAAAUGUCUAAAAGUUGAGAACAUUUUAGUUCAAUGACGAUGAAGAAUGUCUCUAGAAUCAGUCCAUGCAUUUUAUGAUAUGCAGGGAAUUUUAUUAGUUAACAGAUAUGAGCUCUUAGAUUAUCAGAGCUCAAGAUAUGUGUCUCAGUGUGCCAGCAACUUACUGACAAAAUAAAAGUCAAAUAUAAACAGUAUAUGUAUUGUAUAGUUCCACUGUAACUUUACACAUCAUUUUGUGAAAUAUACAAACUCAGUGUUGAACGUGUGCUAAGCAUGUGGUGCCCUCUGCAGCUAGAUGGUGAAAUUAAUUAUUUGGCUCCAAUUCUGAGUGGUAAAAAGCUUACCAUGAUAUAUAGAAAACAAAACCUCUUGCUUGAUGGACUGGAGCUUCAAAUAGUACUUACUGAAUUCAAACAUGAGUAAAAUGUGUACUGGAACUGGACGUACUAUGUGAACUGGACGUGCAGAUUCUGUAACAAACACAAACUCUACAAUUACUUUACAUUUACAAUGUCUUCUCCUCCCUGAAUAUCAAAGACCUUUUAAUGACUUCCAAGUCAUUUUUUUUGACUGCAUCUCUCUUAAAUUUGUUGCACUUGAGUCCAGCACUUAAAGCCACUGACUAUGACCUAAGUAUUUCCCCCACUCACCAAAGUUAUACUGUGCAAGCACAGGCAUUCAGAUUACAGAGUGGGAAUAAAAGAGGCAUUAUCGUCCCAAAUUCAUAAAUCAAUGCACCAUGAAAGUGAUUUUGAAGCUUUGAUGUUAUAUAGUUGCAUGGUGGUUCUUUAAAUACUAGAACUACUCUAUACUAUAUAGAACCCCUACGUCCUUUUUGCUCCAAACAUAAAGAUCGAUAUCAUGACUCAAUGUGACAACACUGGCUUCAGAAAAAUAACUGGAAAUACAACUACUUGAUAAGAUAAACUAUGUGUAUACUUUGUGAAUGACUGUUGAUCAGUGAUAUUACUUUGUUAUUUUCCAAAAUAAAUAAGCUCUUAAAUGAU